AGUGAGUUAUCUUUUUUAAAUCAAUUGAUCGUUCAUUCACCGCUGAUGUUUUUACGGUGUUAUUUUAUGAUAAUAAAUAAAUAUAAACGAUAAUUGCGAAAUAAAAGCGAUUGUAAUGCUCAGCAGUAUUUAAAACUAGUGCAAUAAAAUUAUCAGAAUCAAUGUUCUAUGCUAAAAUAUUGAUUGGCGUUGUAAAAGCUAUCUUUGUGCAAUCUACCUGCAUUGUAGAAAAUAUUUUCGUGAAUAAUUAUCUUUGACGGGACAAAUAAGUUUUAAAUGGACAAUGUUUAGCGUGUACACCUUAAUGCGUAGUAUGCAUGUUUACUAGUGAUUCAGCAGUUCUCCCCCAAGGGCCGAAGAUAUUUUGGUAAGUAUCGCUCUGAUGACGUAACUUAAGACGCCUAACAAUGACGUCAUUUGCAAAUCUGACGCAGUCUCUAGCAUCGAGUCUGCCAUCGACUUCGGGUGCCAGCGGCUCUGGCCAUAGCUCCAACGACCAGGAGGAUUCGCUGGCUAUGUCACACAUCAUAUGCAACCUCCUGGAAAAUAUGAAUAAUCCAUCGAGCCUCCAAGGCGGCGGAGCGUCGAGCUCAACAUCUUCCACCUCGCACUAUGACAUCUGGGCCCUACCAGCGCCCGUUAUGCAGAAUCCGCUGGGACCUAUAAGCCGUGAGUACAAUUCCAAUAACAACCACCAUCAAGACAACUCGAGCGGCUCACCAGGGACCUCGUCCUCCGUGUCCAUCAACUGCUACCGCUGCGACUCGCGCAGCCCAACGAUUCGUUGUCUCGAAUGCAACGAUUUGUAUUGUCACGACUGUUGCCAUAAAAGUUCGUCUGAAUGUCAAAUUCGGGAACACACGCUGCUUCCUAUACACCAAAUAUCGCCUAUCGGUGUCAGGCCUAACUCUGUAAACUAUAUAUCUACUGUCAAUAUGAGCCACAUAGAGAAAGAUUACAUGUUCUGCGAGAUACACGGCGAUCUCGUCAGAUUUUACUGUGAACCGUGCAUCAUCUAUAUAUGUAACGAGUGCACGUUGUGGGUGCACAGAGAUCACAGUUAUUUUCCCAUAAAAGGUGCUCUAGACGUCAGUCGCGUCGGUCUGUUUAGAUGUAUAGAUAACACAAAGAGAGGAACAAAAGCAGUAAAGACUGCAAUAGACCGCGCUGUAAUUCUGUCUAAAGCUUAUGAGAAAGAAACAGCUGAGGCCAAUAUGAAAAUAAGAAAGGCGAUGCGUUGUUUUGCACAGGCUAUCGAAGAUAGAGAAAAAUAUUUGUUGGAUAAAGUAGAAAAGAUGCGUCAACUUAAAAUGAAUGAACUCUCAGAUCACAUGAAUACACUGAGAGGUAUUUUAGCUGGCUUAGCACACACGAAUGAGACUUUGGUGCGAAGUAUGCACUUUGAAGGGGUAGAUUUGUACUUGGCAAAAGAGAAAGGAAAACAACAAGUUGAAUAUUUUGCUAACACAUUUAAGACCAUGUACGUGUCAGAAGAUCGAAUUAUCUUCAUCCCCCCGAAUUACGACAUAGUGGACUUGCUGAAGAGACAGUGUGAUGUGUAUUCCACACCGUCCACUUCGUUGCCUAGCCUGCCAUCGACGUCGUCAUCUUCCCGUCAGAUAAUGCCUAUGCAGCCUUCUCAGAGCAUGCAGCAGGCCAAUUACAAUAUGGCAGGACCUAGUAACAUGAGAUCGUUACAGGACUACGCAGGGCCAUCACACUCGCGCUCGAACAAUUAUUAUGACCAUAACGUUUCGUCAACCCUAGCAAUUGAAUCUAACCAUACGCGCGGCACAGGUCAAGCUAUAUCUGGAUUUUGGAUGGCUGUGUCUGUGAGACCCACUAGGAGCCCAGUUCCUGGAGUUCCAAUGCUCUCGUUCGCUCGCGAAGGGCAGGACGAAGGACAAGUGUCCAGGCCGUGGGGCUUGUGUGUAGAUAGAGAAGGAAAUAUCAUUGUUGCUGACAGAAGGAACAACCGAAUCCAGAUAUUCAGCAGCCGAGGUGAAUUCAAAACGAUGUUUGGAUCUAAAGGCACCGGGCCCGGAGAGUUCGACCUUCCGGCCGGCAUCACUACUGACAGUUUUGGACGCAUUAUUGUGAUUGAUAAAGAUAAUCAUAGAGUUCAAAUAUUCACAUCUUCUGGUAACUUUAUUCUCAAGUUUGGUUCCUUCGGCAAGGAAUGUGGACAAUUCCAGUAUCCUUGGGAUGUUGCCGUAAAUUCCCUGGGUAAUAUAGUUGUCACUGACACGCGUAAUCAUCGUAUUCAACUGUUUACUAGCGAUGGAACUUACAUAACCAAGUUCGUCUUCGAAGGUGCUAACCCGGCUAAAAUGCUGAAAGGACCUACAACUCCUCGAGGUGUGUGUUUCACGACAUCAGGCAACAUUAUAGUGUCGGACUUCGAGAAUCAUCGUCUGCUAAUGGUGGACCCGACUCUAUCUAAAGUGCUGUAUUGUGUGGGUCGUGAAGGUUCAGGAAUCGGUGAACUUAAUCGCCCAUCAGGGAUAGUGACUGACGAUGACGGACGUAUAAUAGUCGCCGAUUCCAAGAAUCAUCGUGUGUUAGUGUUUACGUCGGAACUUCGUAUACUAUGGGCCGUGGACUUGAAGAGUCCCGGCCUCGACGACAAGGACCGGCCCAGCGACGUGGCACUCACGCCGGAAGGCUUCCUCGUCGUACUGUUCGAGACGCUCCCCGACACCGCGCGCGACAUUUCCUCUCACGGCAAGCAAUACAUCAAAGUAUAUUAAAUAAUAUUUUUAUUAUUGUACCUAAUGUUAAGGCCAACUAAGUUCGUGGACCUAAGGUCAUCCGUAUAUAAUUUUAUUUUUUUCGAUUUAUUUGUGAUUUAUUUGACAAUGUGCCAAUUUUAUUAUUAACGUUUGGAAAAAUUCAAUCGAGCAUAGCUUGCGCGGAGAGCUAUAGUUUGCCCAUCAGCCUCUAGUCGAUCGAUGGACGGCGAUGUGCGAGCCAUGUUCUCCAAGAGUCCUGAUGUAGUUUUCGUUACCAGUUCUUUGAUUUUCGUUUCUGCAUUUGACUAGUCUCUAAGGACCAAACAAUGUUUGCAGUGUAACUUACAAUGUAAUUUAGACGCCGCAAGUAUAAAUAGCUAUCAUAAUCUGUAUAACUGUAGAACAACACCAAACUCAUAGUCGGUGCACUAAAUAUUUAAAGUCGAUUACUAUGUACUUUCCGGUCCGAUCCCUGCGAUGUAUCGCUAAAAUAAUCGAAUAGAGAAAUCAUAAAGAUAAAUAUUAUAGAUAAUCACAAUGUGAUGUAAAAGAUGUUUUUUAUGUGAGAUAAAUUAAAGGAUAACUUGAAAAGUAUUUUUCCACAAUGUUAAAUUUUGCGUUCUUUUAACUUGGUUAAAUUGAUUAAUGCUGACGUUUGAUACGUAUUUUUAUGAUUAGUUAUUUUUGCAUAAUGAUUUAGGUGCAUACAUAUAAUUAUGUUUAUUAUAGUCAAGCACGCGUCGUCCCCACCCGGCGGCGACGCUCGGCUUCGACUAUGUUCGUAUUAUUUACUUCUUAUCGCUUUUUCUGUUUAUUUUUCGCGGCUUGAUACGAUGGGAUGUGAAAAUGUAUGGAUGAGCAAAAGAAUCAAUGCAAUAAAACUUUAAGACUGACUUUAGAAGACUGUCUUAAAGAAGUUGAGUUGCCCCGCCACUUGGCGGCCGCAACAGGCGGCAGUCGCGACUUGCGGUGUCGCUCGAUUUAAACCAAAAUUCUAAGUAUUAUUGUAACAUUCGGCAAAUAAACGAAUACAUCGUUUCAAAUCUAUGCUGAUGAUCUUUUUGUCGUAUUUGCUUAUGAUACGUGAUAUUUUUUUAUUUUCGUAUGUAAAACGUGAAAGUUUUUUUUUAUAUUUUAUUUCGUAUUUUUUAUGUCGCAAUCCUUUGACUGCCGGAUUGAUCGGGUUUAUUAAACGUAAUGUUAGUCAUGAAUUAGUAUUGAGUGUGAAUGGAGUGGCGUUCCGAGAUUUAUUUACUUGGAUAAAUAAAUGUAAUGCCGGUGACGGUGUGCGUUACUGUCGAGUACGGAUGGGUACCCGCGUACAACUGUAGGAUCGGAUAGUUGAGAGUGCGUGCCUCUCCCGAGUUUGUUCCACGCACUUUCAGUAUUCUAGCUAAUUGAAAGAUAUUCCGAUAUCUAAAUUAAUUAUGAUUUUAAUUAAUUAUUAUUCGCGUGGUCGUAUACAAUUUUCUAUUAGUUCAAAUAUUAUAGUGAAAUUCUUUUGAGUAAUAAAUGCUAUCAAAUUGAUACGAUAUUUUUCAAAACAUAAUAUGUUAGGUGACUUUGAGAUACACCCCUAUAUGUGUUCAGUCGGUAUGUGUUCACUUAAUAUAAUGAAUUGUUAGAUAAAUAAUUUAAACCUAAGUUUAGUUGCAUGCGAGAUGGUUAAGUUGAGUAACGAGGGACGUAUUAGAUUGUGUGCAUCGUACUCCCGUCAUGGUUUUCAAUAAUUUGACACCCUGCCAUCAGUACUUUAUCUUAUUUUCUUUUUCUAACGUCAAGUCUCAAGAACAUUGUCUGAUCUAAGUUAUCCUACAAUUUAUCGUUUGAAAUGAAUUUACAACUGUUUUUGAUGAAAUGUAGUUAGAGGAAUUGUUCAGUUAAGAAGACAGAUUGUAUGAAAACCAUGUAUGUUAUACGGGAUUUAAUCUUCUAAUGUAUAAGGUAUUGCUCUAUCGGAGAGCGAGGCGGGGGCGGACUGCGUGCUGUGUGCAGGCAACACUUCAAUUUGGUGCGAUGUCUCGCGGCGAACAAGUUCCUCGUGUGGGCUGCUCUGCAUCCUGAGCUGGCCACGACAUGGGCCGCGAGUACAUUCCCAUCAAAUUAUAGUUUUCAUUGACGUGUUUUUUGCAAAAAAAUCUGCUCCAUGAAUUACUUGUUUGAUAACAAAAGUGUUACAGCUCGUUCGGCCCCCCUAUGUAUUAGGAAAUAAAAUGUACCUAUAGUAAAUUGAAAUAUGGUUAGCUUGAAUCUAUUGUAUCGGCUUACGUGGGCAAACUGCACUCGCGGUGGUUGUCGUUCGUUGUGUUAGUUUAUUAUUGUUUUAGUGAAUCUGAGUUAACUAGUGUCGACAGUUGCUUUCGCUACGGGCAGUGCGCACUUGUCGUGGCGGUAAUUUGUUGUAACGUCUGCGAGGAACAGUUUGUCCGGUGGCUCUCGUUAUUGUUUCGCGAUAAUGUAGGCUCGUGUGUAUUGCGUAAUCAGCGCCACAACUUUCUCCCGGUAAACUAAACUAAAGCAUAAUAAACUACUAAGUAACUUACUAUACGGCUAGACAUAAAUUUUCACGUUUGUACUUAGGGUUAAAUAGAAAUAAGUCUUCUAAAUAUCCUAAAAUUUGAAGCUUCAAACAAAAAUUUUCUAGUAAUGGCGUGGACAGUAGACAUUAAUUAAGGUACUGAUAUAAUUAUAGAUAACGUUGACUGGAAUAUGAGUCUGAAAUUAAUUACUUAAGAUGGGAAAAUUAUUGUUUGAAGUGUAAGUGUCGGAAGACAGUCAAGUGUCAGUAGGUUUACAUUAAGUAUAUCGAGUGUGUUUUAAGUUCGGUGUAAGGACGCUCGCACAGGCACGACUUUCGCAUUAGUAGCCGUCUUUCCCUUUAUAGAGUAAGUGAACGAUUAAUGUUACGAAUAUUCUUGUUACGCGACACGUUACGUGUGUCGUCAUCGCCUUAAGUCAUUUGUCCCACAGUACAAAAAUGUAGUGAAAACCCUGUCCGGUGUAAAGGGGAUGUAUUGUUAUAUUUUUUUAUCGUAAUCUUAAAGAUAUGCAUUAAUGUCGUAAUUAUAAACAUAUAAUGUCACAGAGAGUAGUCGUAAAGUAAGAUGGCGUCUAUUUUAGUAUUCCGCUUAUUGUAAAUGGCCUAAACUUACAUAGGUAUCUGAUUACCUAGUGCAAUGUUUCUAUCGGUAGGCACAUUAUUUCUAACGCUAAUUACGUACUAAAUACAUCCCUCGUAGAUCGGUCAGGUUUUCUAUUACACACUGUUUUUUACGAAUACUUGAAAGCUCAGAAGCAUUAUAGAGUAAAUUAAUAGGUAAUUCUGGUAUAACCAUAGCGUAACUUUUCUACUAGUUGUAAUCACAUUUAUUCCACUUAAAGUGAAUUUAUUGAUAUUCAGCAUUUUGUAGUUUGAAGCCAAGCUUCUAUUAGGCUAAAUACAGACUUGUGUAACUCGUAACGUAACGUAACCGUGUAACAAUGGGUGUCCAUCGAACAGAACUGAUUCAUUCAUGUUCGUACGUCUGUAGUAGUAGCGGGUCGCUCCAUCUAAUCAAUAUCUCUCACUGCCAUAUUUUAAGUUGUUAGUGCAAACGUUUUUGUUUACCACCCAUGGUCACCGUUCGCCACUGAUGAUGUUACACGUUGCACAAGCGUGUACUCACUGUAACUUACACGAUAACUUAUUGCAGUUAACGCAUUUCAAGUGUACAUAAAUAGACUAAAGUUAUUUUCUUAAUACAGGAAUGUAAAUAACAUAGAGUGAAUUGUUUACCUUAAUGUAAUGUAAUAAGAUAAUCACGUACCUAUAUCUUGAAGUUAGUCGAAAUAGUCGAAGCGAAAGCCGUGCCGCGCUCCGCGUCAUAAUUAGGUAAAUGUGCAGUGUCUCGCGUCUUCACGGUGUUGACGAAUUCCACAUUAUUAUGAAUUAAUCAUAAAUAUUUAUCUUUUCCAGUAAAUAAGUGAUGGAAUUUAACAUUUACUUUUUGUUCAGUGCCAUUAUUAAAGUAUUACGUUAUUUUUAAAAUAAUGUGUUGCAUGAAAUGCAUUUUUUUAUCAUUAUUAUACAUUUCAAAUAGUUUUCUUGAUUUCGGUCACAGUAUGUUUUUUAGCUGACAACGAAUCUCAUAAUUAUAGUAAAUACUGUUUCUAUUGUCGUAUGGAACUAGAUAACGGGUUUGCAAAGCAACUCCCUUCUUGCGUAUAAUGUACUCGUAGAGUGCAGCGGAUAUACCUGUCGUGAGUUAGGGGCCGUAUAUUGGUGUCUCAGAACUCUUGUCCGGGGCCGACGUCUGAUGGAAGGUACGCUGAUCUCAGGACUUAACCCAUAACUGCAAGUUACCUUUAUUUAAUGAAGCCGUACCAUUUCGUCAGACUAGUCGAGAGUAAUGAACAGCGAGACCCGAGGUCGUUAUUGUACAACUGAGCUGAAAGCUGCUGAAGCAUUACUUAAUUUUAUUAUUGCACCUACUUUUGGUAUAAUUUGGUUAUAAUUAAUUUUUAAAAUUAUUUUUUUAUUUGUAACAGUUCUGUGGAUUCCCGACAUUUGUUUACUUGUUUUCUUAUUAAAAACUAAAGCGAGCUGAUACGUACAGUCAUCAUUUGCCAUGUCACAAAGUUAGCAGAAUGCUAUGGACUUGCAAGUAAACAGGCUUUACGGAUGAUCACAGAACCAAGUCAUACCUAUACUUUAUCGUAAAGCGAUGUGUAUUUUGUGAGAUCUGCUAGUUGCUAGCAGUAUAAUUGUGGUUUUGUGAUAAAUACAAUAAAAUUGAGAACUAAAUGAUAUUCGAACUUAAUGAUAAUUUUAUACAAGUUUUUGAUCACGAGGAUUGUAAAAGCAUUCGAAACUUUUCAGUAGUUGAGACACGUCACGAUGUUGUGUGAAGAGUGUGAGAGCGAACGUCACACUAAAACUGCAUAAUAAUGAUACAAUUAUGAGAUUUUAGCGAAUGUAAUAAGCCAUUUUCGUGCUAUUUUUGUAACUUUAUCUAGAAGCUUGUGUUGUGUUAGUCUUAGUGUAGGUAAUUAUAUGUAUACAUUCAUCUGCCCUUCCAUGUCAAGUCCGUGUCUCCCGUAGACAAGGGCACACAACAUUAUUGUUAAUUCGUAGACGAGUCAGUAAAUGUUUUAAAUUGAACAGGCAGCUGUCGAACUGUCACGUUCAGCUGUGACACGACUGUUCUAUUGGUAGUUAGCACACAUCCAGUGCGCGACGUCCACUUGCUAGAUCUUCGCGCAUUCUGACGUUGGCGACCUCCACCUGCCAAAUGUAUUACGGAACUAGCAAGUGGGCAUCGCGCACUGGACUGGUCACAUCUCCGUCAGCAAAGGGUUGAUGAAUGGCAUUGUCAAUAUCAAUGUGUAACAGUAAGUAGAAUUUUUGUACACAUGACUCGCGGGGCGCCGGAACUGGGUCACUCCGGCACUAGCGCUCCGCGAGCCAUUUAGUGGUGUUCAAAAAUCAACCAUAAACUACCUCUUUUUUGUAAAGUUUUUAAGACUGACGGAAGGAGUAACCAUGAAUGGUGGAAAUGGUGGUUUGAUCACCGCUUUAGAAGCCUGUUGUCUACUAUUUUAUUUAAUUUUUAGUUUUCCCUAGAUCGUAACGUUAGAAGCGUCCAUAACACUGUCACGUUUAGUUUGACUUGAGCAAUGCAUAUUUACACCAUAUAUUCAUGUAGUGUAGUCCAGCUUACAAAUUGAAAUAGCGAGUGGACAACAGUCUUGUUCUGUAGUAUAAGUGUCUGGCGGGGGUACCUGCGGACGGGGCCGCCAGCCGCGCCGGCCAACCGCUGCACUAGUGGUCGGGCGCGGGGGACGGAUGUGCACGGAGUGGUCCUCAGGUAUUGCCACUAGUUUAUAUAUCUUAUCUUAGCUUACGUAAUUAUUGUAAUCAUCUCUUAAAUGUGUGUAAUGAGACUGAAUUUUUUAGAUUGUUCCUAUAUUUUAAUUUAAACUUUUUUAUUGCGUACCGUAUUUCAUUUUAUUUGAUUUUACCUUUGGUAAAUAAAUAUUCAUUCAUCAUUA
This is a messenger RNA of Spodoptera frugiperda (fall armyworm), 8762 nucleotides long. RefSeq names its product protein wech (gene wech). The transcript is spliced from 2 exons. NCBI's taxonomy places the organism in Eukaryota, Metazoa, Arthropoda, Insecta, Lepidoptera, Noctuidae. Gene Ontology annotation, biological process: proteasome-mediated ubiquitin-dependent protein catabolic process; protein polyubiquitination. Bases 408 to 2750 code for a protein of 780 amino acids. The record is from RefSeq and is a predicted model, not a curated record. Gene Ontology annotation, molecular function: ubiquitin protein ligase activity; protein binding; zinc ion binding.